GUUAAACACAGUAAUUUCAUUGUACACUUAAUUCAUCUAAGACUUGGUAUACCCCAACAGGUGUUAAUAGUGAUAGUAGUAGUAGAUUGGGGUGUCCCACAUCAUAUGAUUUACAAACAUAGUCAAAAUAAUUGUUCGGGUGGAAUUCAAGUUCGUCAAUCAUCCGACCUAAAUCUUCUAAAAAAUUGCAAGGUAUUUACCGGCACAAUAGCAAUAUCCAACGUUGAUGAUAUUUCAGAUUUGAUAUUCAACAGAUUGGAACAUCUCGAGGGAACACUAGAUAUUAACGACAAUCGACUAUUAAGACAUGUUUCAUUCCCAAAUCUAACCUCAGUCACCCGGAUUGGGAUUGCUAAUCAAACAACGUUGACGAAAAUCGAAUUUCCGUUUUUGAAACAAGCCGACGCAUUAACAUUCCGUCAAUUGGCUGCUGAUGUAACGUUUGACAGUGGAUUGGAGUUUAUUAAUAAUAUUGAAAUUAGUGAUACGAAUAUUCACGAAUUGAAUGGUUUCAAUCCUAAAAAUGUUAUCACCAUUUCAAUUAAUAAUAACCCGUUUUUGAGAGAAUUGAAAUUGGAUAGUUUACUAAAAGUUGAUUCAUUAUACGUGGCUUCCAACCGCAAUGAUGGGUUUUCCUUUGAGGCACAAAAUUUGCAAACUGUUAAAGAUCUAGUAAUUGAAAAUGUUGCAAGUCUUUCAUUACCAUCGCUCGUCUCCUCCAAUUCAAAUAUUGCGUUAUCCAAUAACAAUUUUUCAAAAUUAUCAAUACCAAAACUUGAUUCGAUAUCUGGAACAUUUGCCAUAAAAAGUAAUCCCGAGCUCAAGAAAUUGGAUUUUCCGGAAUUGAAAAAUAUGGGUGGUGCUCUAAUAAUUUCUGAAAACCCAAAAUUAUUAACUAUUGACGGAUUUCCUAAACUCAAACGGAUAAAUGGUGUUAUGGAUGUUACCGGCUCGUUCUCGGAAUUUUUGAUGCCUGAAUUGAAAGAGAUACGUGGUGGAGUAAAUGUUGAAACUAGCGAUAAGCGAUUUGAUUGCGAUAAAAAAAAAAUCAAUUCGUUAAAAGAUUAUGGAAUAGCCAAAGAGUAA
Entrophospora sp. SA101 is the source of this 1086-nucleotide messenger RNA. The record is from the annotation of a GenBank genome assembly. NCBI's taxonomy places the organism in Eukaryota, Fungi, Glomeromycota, Glomeromycetes, Entrophosporales, Entrophosporaceae.